Neomonachus schauinslandi (Hawaiian monk seal) is the source of this 3981-nucleotide messenger RNA. RefSeq names its product protocadherin 11 X-linked (gene PCDH11X). Gene Ontology annotation, cellular component: plasma membrane. Gene Ontology annotation, biological process: homophilic cell-cell adhesion. The record is from RefSeq and is a predicted model, not a curated record. NCBI's taxonomy places the organism in Eukaryota, Metazoa, Chordata, Mammalia, Carnivora, Phocidae. Gene Ontology annotation, molecular function: calcium ion binding.
AUGGACUUGUUGUCUGGGACGUAUAUAUUUGCGGUCCUUUUAGCAUGUGUCGUAUUUCAGUCUGGCGCCCAGGAGAAAAACUACACCGUCCGAGAAGAAAUGCCAGAAAAUGUUCUGAUAGGCGACUUGCUGAAAGACCUCAACUUGUCACUGAUUCCACACAAGUCCUUAACAUCUCCUAUGCAGUUUAAGCUAGUGUACAAGACUGGUGAUGUGCCACUGAUUCGAAUUGAAGAAGGUACUGGUGAGAUCUUCACUGCUGGAACUCGCAUUGAUCGUGAGAAAUUGUGUGCUGGUAUCCUGGUGGAAACCCGUUGCUUUUAUGAAGUGGAGGUUGCUGUUUUGCCAGAUGAAAUAUUUAGACUGGUUAAGAUACGUUUUCUGAUAGAAGACGUAAAUGAUAAUGCGCCAUUAUUCCCAGCAACAGUUAUCAACAUAUCAAUUCCGGAGAAUUCGGCUAUAAACUCUCGAUACGCUCUCCCAGCAGCCAUUGAUCCUGACAUAGGAAUAAACGGAGUUCAAAACUACCAGUUAAUUAAGGGUCAAAGUAUUUUUGGACUUGAUGUCAUUGAAACACCAGAAGGGGACAAGAUGCCGCAACUGAUUGUUCAAAAGGAGUUAGAUAGGGAAGAGAAGGAUACAUAUAUAAUGAAAGUAAAGGUUGAAGAUGGUGGCUUUCCUCAACGAUCCAGUACUGCUAUUUUGCAAAUAAGUGUUGCUGACACAAAUGACAACAGCCCAGUCUUCAAGGAGGAUGGGAUUGAAGUUAAUAUACCAGAAAAUGCUCCUGUAGGUACUUCAGUGACACAACUCCAUGCGACAGAUGCCGACAUAGGUGAAAAUGCCAAGAUUCACUUCUAUUUCAGCAAUCUAGUCUCCAACAUCGCCAAGAGGCUAUUUCACCUCAACACCACCACUGGACUUAUCACAGUCAAACAACCACUGGAUAGGGAGGAAUCACCAAACCACAGGUUACUGGUUUUGGCAAGUGAUGGUGGAUUGAUGCCAGCAAGAGCAAUGGUUCUAGUAAAUGUUACAGAUAUCAAUGAUAAUGCCCCAUCAAUUGACAUAAGAUACAUCAUUAAUCCAAUCAAUGGCACUGUGGUUCUUUCAGAAAAUGCUCCCCUCAACACCAAAAUUGCUCUCAUAACUGUGACAGAUAAAGAUGCUGACCACAAUGGCAUGGUGACAUGCUUCACAGAUCAUGAAGUCCCUUUCAGAUUAAGGCCAGUAUUCAGUAAUCAGUUCCUCCUGGAGACUGCUGCAUAUCUUGACUAUGAGUCCACAAGAGAAUAUGCCAUUAAAUUACUAGCUGCAGAUGCUGGCAAACCUCCUUUGAAUCAAUCAUCCAUGCUCCUUGUCAAAGUGAAAGAUGAAAAUGACAAUGCUCCUGUUUUCACCCAGCCUUUCAUAAGUCUUUCUCUUCCUGAGAAUAACUCUCCUGGCACCAAGUUGACAAAAAUAAGUGCAACGGAUGCGGACAGUGGGCACAGUGCUGAGAUCAAUUAUCUGCUAGGUGUUGAUGCUCCAUCUGAAUUUAACCUAGAUAGUCAUACAGGCAUUCUGACUGCAGUGAAGAAACUGGAUAGAGAAAAACGGGAAAAAUAUUCCUUCACAGUUCUGGCAAAAGAUAAUGGGAUGCCAUCCUUAAUAACCAAUGCCACAGUUUUAGUGACCAUUCUUGAUCAGAAUGACAACAGUCCAAUUUUUACUCACAGUGAGUACAACUUCUAUGUUCCAGAAAACCUUCCAAGACAUGGCACAGUAGGACUGAUCACUGUAACUGAUCUGGAUUAUGGAGAAAACUCUGCAGUCACUCUCUCCAUUUUAAAUGUGAAUGAUGACUUCACCAUUGAUCCACAGACUGGUGUUAUCCAACCAAAUAUUUCAUUUGACAGAGAAAAACAAGAAUCUUAUACUUUCUAUGUAAAGGCUGAGGAUGGUGGUAAGGUAUCACAUUCUUCAACUGCCAAAGUGACAAUAAAUGUGGUUGAUGUCAAUGACAACAAACCAGUUUUCAUUGUCCCUUCUUCCAAUAACUCCUAUGAAUUGGUUCUACCAUCCACCAAUCCAGGCACAGUGGUCUUCACGGUACUUGCUGUUGACAAUGACACUGGCAUGAAUGCAGAGCUUCAUUACAGCAUUGUAGGAGGAAACAGAAGAAGUUUGUUUAUAAUUGACCAAACAACAGGCAACAUCACACUAACGGAGAAAUGUGUCGUUACAGACCUUGGUUUACACAGAUUGAUAGUUAAAGCUAAGGAUUUAGGACAACCUGAAUCUCUCUUCAAUGUUGUUAUUGUUAAUCUAUUUGUGAAUGAGUCAGUGACCAAUGCUACAUGGAUUCAUGAACUGGUGCACAAAAACAUUGAAACACCAGUGACCCCAAAUAUUGAGACAACUGAUGCAUUCUCACCCACCAGUGACUAUGUCAAGAUCAUGGUUGCUAUUAUUGCUGGCACCAUAACUGUCAUCCUUGUUAUCUUCAUUACUGCUGUAGCAAGAUGCCAUCAAUUGCCACACAUUACAGCUGCUCAGAAAAACAAGCAGAAUUCUGAAUGGGUUACUCCAAACCCAGAAAACAGGCAGAUGAUAAUGAUGAUGAUGAUGAUGAAGAAGAAGAAGAAAAAGAAGAAGAAGAGGAAGAAGAAGCAUGCCCCUAAGAACUUGCUGCUUAACUUUGUCACUAUUGAAGAAACUAAGGCAGAUGAUGUUGACAAUGAUGGAAACAGUGUCACACUAGACCUUCCCAUUGAACUGGAAGAACAAACCAUGGGCAAGUACAACUGGGGCACUAUACCUACUACAUUCAAGCCUGACAGCCCUGAUUUAGCCAGGCACUACAAAUCUGCCUCUCCACAGCCUGCCUUCCAUAUCCAGCCUGAAACUCCCCUGAAUUCAAAGCACCACAUCAUCCAGGAACUGCCACUUGAUAACACCUUUGUGGCCUGUGAUUCCAUCUCUAAGUGUUCCUCCAGCAGUUCUGAUCCUUACAAUGUUUCUGAGUGCAGCUAUUCAGUGACAACUUUCAAAACUCCUGUGUCUGUACACACUAGACCGCCAAUGACGGAGGUUGUACGAUCUCACACCCCAAUGAAAGAGUCAACAACUGUGGAGAUCUGGAUUCAUCCCCAACCACAGUGGAAAUUUGAGGGGAAAAAAGCAGAAAAGUCCCAGCGGCAUGUCACAUUUCACUUACCAGAAGGAUCUCAGGAAAACAGCAGUGAUGGUGGACUGGGAGACCAUGAUGUGGGGAUUCCCAGCACAUCCCAUGCCCUGCCCCUUGGCUAUCCUCAGGAGCAGUACUUUGAUCAUACUGCACCCAAUAACCGCACUGAAGGGGAUGGCAACUCUGAUCCUGAAUCCUCUUUCAUCCCUGGACUAAAGAAAGCUACAGAAAUAACUAUUCAACCAACUGUGGAAGAGGCCUCUGACAACUGCACUCAAGAAUGUCUCAUCUUGGGCCAUUCUGAUACCUGCUGGAUGCCAGCUUCUCUGACUCAUUCCAGCCCUUCACACCUAUGCCACAGCUCAUCCCUGUCAAAGGCCUCUGCUUGCUGCUGUAGCCCUCCAGGGAUGCAGACCAUUGCUCUCUUCAGCCCUCCAGUGACUCAGGCUAUUACACUGUACCACAGCGCUCUACCAGCCCAGUCCUCAGUCCUCCAAUACAGCCCACCCUUGGCACAGGCUGCUACAAUCCACCUCAGCCUUCCUUUGCUACAGGCUGCUGCCUUCCAUCACAGCCCUACAAAGCCACCAAUGGCUUUGCAGCAAAGUUGGGGGCAAGGUGCUGGACCUGAUAGACUACUUCCUAUUGAUCAGGGAGUGCAAGGUAGUAUAAGAUCUCAGUUUUACACAAUGUCUGAAGGACUUUAUCCUAGUGAUUAGUCAAGUAAAGCCAUUCCCUUGACAACAUUCACUCCAGGCCAACAGGCUAGACCCUCUAGGGAUGUUCCCAUUAUGAAAGAACAUCCCUUAUAA